CGUCCUGGUCCUCAGAAGCGUCAGCAGCCCUCUACAGCAUCAGUGGACCCAGCCUUAGGUAACCCGGCUCUAAGUUCUUCACACUGAUGUCUUUGGGGGAGUGAGCAGACAGGCGUGGGAACCAGGUCACGCCACAAUGUCGGACACGGAAGAACAAGAUUACGAGGAGGAGCAGGCAGAAGAUGAGGAGGCGGUGGAGGAGGAAGCCCCCGAGGAGCCGGAGCCGGUGGCAGAGCGAGAAGAAGAGCGCCCCAAACCCAGCCGUCCCGUGGUGCCUCCUUUGAUCCCCCCAAAGAUUCCAGAGGGCGAGCGCGUGGACUUUGAUGACAUCCACCGGAAGCGCAUGGAAAAAGACUUACUGGAGCUGCAGACUCUGAUUGACGUGCAUUUCGAGCAGCGGAAAAAGGAGGAGGAGGAACUCAUUGCGCUGAAAGAUCGCAUCGAGAGGCGUCGCGCAGAGAGAGCUGAGCAGCAGCGAUUCAGAACCGAAAAGGAGCGAGAGCGGCAGGCCAAGCUGGCGGAAGAGAAGAUGCGGAAGGAGGAGGAGGAAGCCAAGAAGCGGGCAGAGGAUGAUGCCAAGAAGAAGAAGGUCCUGUCCAACAUGGGGGCUCAUUUUGGGGGCUACCUGGUCAAGGCAGAACAGAAACGAGGGAAGCGGCAGACUGGCCGCGAGAUGAAGCUCAGGAUCCUGUCUGAGAGGAAAAAGCCCUUGAACAUCGAUUACAUGGGGGAGGACCAGCUCCGGGAGAAGGCCCAGGAGCUGUCAGAAUGGAUCCACCAGCUGGAGUCCGAGAAAUUUGACCUGAUGGAGAAGUUGAAACAACAGAAAUACGAGAUCAACGUGCUGUACAACCGCAUCAGCCACGCCCAGAAAUUCCGAAAGGGGGCUGGGAAGGGUCGAGUUGGAGGCCGCUGGAAGUGAGACUACCAGGACACCCCACCGUAUGGAGCCUGGGAGCCGCUGGAGUGUGUCCCGCCU
Molecule: messenger RNA, 979 nt
Organism: Peromyscus leucopus (white-footed mouse)
Lineage: Eukaryota; Metazoa; Chordata; Mammalia; Rodentia; Cricetidae
Gene: Tnnt1
Product: troponin T1, slow skeletal type
Exons: 14
Coding region: 137-922 (261 amino acids)
Biological process (GO): sarcomere organization; regulation of muscle contraction; slow-twitch skeletal muscle fiber contraction
Cellular component (GO): troponin complex
Molecular function (GO): tropomyosin binding; troponin T binding
Source: RefSeq, a predicted model, not a curated record